AUGAAACAAACUUGUAGUGUUCUCCAAAAGCGGUGGAAGAAUAUCAGGGAUAGGUACUCCAGAGAAAUAAAAAAAAAUCAGGGAAAAUCUGGAAAAGGACAAAAAGGCAAAAGUGCCUAUAAGUACACCAGCCAAUUGUGGUUUCUGAACGAUGUCAUUCAACGUCUGCCCGCCGAUGCAUCUAUGGAUGAUAUUAAACUUGAGACUGGUUUGGCAGCAGAAACUUCUACUUCUACUGUUUACGAUGAGCCUUCUGCAGAACAUGUUACAAAGAAAAGAAAGGGAAAUAUAGUGGAAAGGAAGCGCGUGGAGGCUCUUGCUAGCCCCAAUAUCAAUCAAGAAGGACAAAUUCAAACUAUAAAUUCCAACGAAGAAGAUGAUAGAUUAUUUUUGUUGUCCCUAGUGCCCUUUUUGAAAUCCAUUCCCCCACAUUCCAAACUUGCUGCAAGGAUGGAUAUCAUGCAAAGCAUUAAUAAAUUUAUGACCGUACAGUUCCCAGCCCCUACUCUAUAG
Molecule: messenger RNA, 513 nt
Organism: Ceutorhynchus assimilis (cabbage seed weevil)
Lineage: Eukaryota; Metazoa; Arthropoda; Insecta; Coleoptera; Curculionidae
Source: the annotation of a GenBank genome assembly